GCCUGCCCCACCACACCCCCAGGCACCGGCAGUAGCCAAUUUCUAUAGACCCCCCCCCCCCCCGCGACUAGUGCCAUCUCUGACAUCAUCAAGAGUGAAAACUCGAUUAUCAGCAAAGCAUUCUUCAUUGCAACCUUCGCCAUCAUUCAAAAUGGUGAACGUUCCUACUGUCAAACUUCAACCUACUGGGCAGGAGAUGCCUCUGGUCGGCUUUGGCCUUUGGAAGGUCACCAAUAAGACCUGUGCCGACACUGUUUAUAACGCAAUCAAGACCGGUUACAGACUGUUCGAUGGUGCCUUUGGUACUUUUCCCCUUUACCCCUCUUUUGGCUGCAGGGCUGAUAUGUGCGGAACAGAUUACGGAAACGAGAAGGAGGCUGGCCAGGGUGUGAAGCGUGCAAUCGAUGAGGGGCUCGUAAAGCGUGAAGACCUUUUCAUCGUGUCUAAGCUCUGGAACACCUUCCACGAGAGGGAGCGUGUCAAGCCCAUCACCAAAACGCAGUUGGAAUGGUGGGGCCUAGAAUACUUCGAUCUUUUCCUUAUUCAUUUCCGUAUGUCCCCAUUCUCGAAGAUUGUCUAUGCCUCGAUGCGGUCAGCUGACGUUGGUCUGAUAGCUGUUGCCCUUGAAUAUGUUGAUCCUGCCGUCAGCUACCCAAGCGGCUGGAGAACACCAGACGGCUCCCUCAAGCCUAUCAAAGCAUCAAUUCAGGAGACCUGGCAGGCGAUGGAGGAGCUUGUCGAUGAGGGUCUAGUUAGGAAUGUUGGUAUCUCAAAUUUCCAGGGUGCCCUGAUCCUUGACUUGCUUCGCUAUUGCCGCAUCCGGCCCGCUACCCUACAGAUUGAGCAACAUCCGUACCUCGUUCAGCACGAUCUUAUCCGCCUCGCCAAAUCCGAGGGGAUUGCCAUAACGGGGUACUCCUCAUUUGGCCCUGCCAGCUUCCGCGAGCUUGAUUGGAAAAAGGCUUUCGAUACCCCCACUCUCCUCGAGCACCCCACCAUCACCACCAUUGCCAAGAAGCACAACAAGACUCCCGCACAGGUUCUGCUGAGAUGGUCAACACAACGGGGCCUCGCCGUCAUCCCCAAGAGCAACAGCCAAGAUAGGCUCCUGGAGAACUUGGAUGUCAAUUCGUUCAAUUUGGAGGAAUCAGAGAUCCAGGAUAUCUCUGGUCUGGACAGGAAUCUGAGAUUCAACAACCCGAUUGACGUGAGUUACAACGGUCUUUCACUGUAUCUUGUAAGCGGCAUGAAUACUUACCACUGA
Tuber aestivum (summer truffle) is the source of this 1264-nucleotide messenger RNA. NCBI's taxonomy places the organism in Eukaryota, Fungi, Ascomycota, Pezizomycetes, Pezizales, Tuberaceae. The record is from the annotation of a GenBank genome assembly.